AUGGGCAACUGUUGCUCCAGAGGUGGUGCCCAGGAUGCCUCAACCAAUAAGGGAGACAACACCGAUGGUACUAAUCCCACCGAUGGCCAGCUGGAUGCUCCGUCCACCACCCCACCUAGGACUGCUCCGCCUUCACCCCCUACAGGAGCUUCUCCGAAGCCUGCCAAGGUUGCCCCUACUGGACCUGUCUUGGGCCGUCCGAUGGAAGAUGUAAAAUCUAUUUACAGCAUAGGAAAAGAACUUGGCAGGGGACAAUUCGGUAUCACACAUUUGUGCACUAAUAAGGUCACAGGGGAGCAAUUCGCGUGCAAAACAAUAGCCAAGAGAAAGCUUGUCAAUAAGGAGGAUGUGGAGGAUGUUAGGAGGGAAGUUCAGAUUAUGCACCAUCUGACGGGUCAGCCUAAUAUUGUGGAACUCAAGGGAGCCUAUGAGGAUAAACAUUCGGUUCAUUUGGUGAUGGAGUUAUGUGCUGGAGGAGAGCUCUUUGAUCGCAUUAUUGCCAAAGGUCAUUAUACGGAGCGUGCUGCAGCUUCUUUGCUUAGAACCAUUGUUCAAAUUGUGCACACCUGCCAUUCUAUGGGAGUCAUCCAUAGGGAUCUCAAGCCGGAAAAUUUCCUUCUACUUAACAAACAUGAGAACUCCCCACUCAAGGCCACUGAUUUUGGCCUUUCUGUGUUCUACAAGUCAGGAGAAGUAUUCAAAGACAUUGUUGGAAGUGCAUAUUACAUUGCACCUGAAGUCUUGAAGAGAAGAUACGGACCAGAAGCUGAUAUAUGGAGUGUUGGGGUCAUGCUGUAUAUUCUUCUAAGUGGUGUUCCUCCCUUUUGGGCAGAAUCGGAACACGGGAUAUUCAAUGCAAUCUUACGCGGCCAUAUUGAUUUUACCAGUGAUCCUUGGCCUUCAAUUUCACCUCAAGCAAAAGAUCUUGUUCGGAAGAUGCUAACUUCAGACCCCAAGCAAAGGAUGACAGCCGUCCAGGUUCUCGGUCAUCCAUGGAUCAAGGAGGAUGGAGAAGCUCCUGAUACUCCUCUUGACAAUGCGGUGUUGAGUAGGCUCAAACAAUUCAAAGCAAUGAAUAACUUCAAGAAAGUUGCUCUAAGGGUCAUUGCUGGCUGUCUAUCAGAGGAAGAAAUCAUGGGAUUGAAGGAAAUGUUCAAGGGCAUUGACACUGACAACAGUGGUACCAUAACACUUGAAGAGCUGAAACAAGGACUUGCUAAGCAAGGGACAAAGUUGUCUGAAUAUGAAGCUAAACAAUUGAUGGAAGCUGCUGAUGCAGAUGGCAAUGGGACUAUAGACUAUGACGAAUUCAUCACAGCAACAAUGCAUAUGAACAGAAUGGAUAGAGAAGAGCAUCUUUACACUGCUUUCCAACACUUUGAUAAAGAUAAUAGCGGGUACAUUACAACUGAAGAGCUAGAGCAGGCUCUGCGCGACUUUGGCAUGCAUGAUGGAAGGGACAUAAAGGAAAUCAUUUCUGAAGUAGAUGCAGAUAAUGAUGGCCGAAUCAACUAUGAUGAAUUUGUGGCAAUGAUGAGAAAAGGAAACCCCGAAGCCAAUCCAAAGAAGCGGCGUGAUGACGAUAUGCAGAAGCUGCCAGAAGAAAUUUGGUCGUUCAAUGUGGAUGCUACAGAAUGUACACUCUUUGGUGGGGAAUGA
Messenger RNA from Dovyalis caffra, 1659 nucleotides. Lineage: Eukaryota; Viridiplantae; Streptophyta; Magnoliopsida; Malpighiales; Salicaceae. The record is from the annotation of a GenBank genome assembly.